AUGUAUCGAAUGAACACGCCAGCUGAGGUCAAUGUAACCACUUAUCCUGAAUUACGCGAGAUUACCGGAUCUCUAGUAUUUAAUUUAGUAGCCGGAAAACAAUUAACUUCAUUGAGUUUAAUGUUCCCAAAUCUUCGUGUAAUACGUGGCAAUCAAUUCUUUUAUGGAUUUACUUUACUUUUCUACUUUAACAACCAACUGCUCGAUAUGGCAUUACCAUCUCUUACUAGAAUCCAACGUGGCAAUGUCCGAAUCCAACAGAACCGCGAGAUGUGCUAUCAUAGCACUAUCAAAUGGUCAAGCUUAAUGGGAACAAAUGAUUCACCGGAUAAAGUAAUCGCUAAAUCUUUACGAGCAAAUUGUCCUUCUUGCCCUAGCAGAUGCAACGGCUACUGUUGGAAUUCAGAACACUGUCAAAUUAUAUGCGAUAACUGUGGUGAAUCUGGCUGCGAUAGUAAUGGAAAGUGCUGCCACUUUCAGUGCUUGGGUGGUUGUUCUGGUCCUUCAGCAAAGGAUUGCUAUGUAUGUAGGCAUCAGAAUUACAAUGGAACUUGUAUGACAGGAUGCCCUAUUGAUACUUUUGAGAUGGAAGGCCACUGCUUUGAACGUUGUCUUCAGGGAUAUUAUAUACACUUAAAUUCACGUAAAUGUGUCCGAAAGUGUCCGAUAGGAUGGACAGAAGACGAAUCAACUAAAACCUGCGUAGUCUGUAAUAACUGCAAGAGAGAAUGCGAAGUAAAAGAUAAAGAAGAAAUAACGAGAACUUUUACUAUUUCAGAAUGCGAAGUAAAAGAUAAAGAAGCUGGAGAUAUAGUAAAAGAACUAGAAAAUGCUCUUAGCAGUGUCGAAGAAAUCGAAGGCUAUCUUGAUAUUUCUAGUACACCUUCGAUCGUCAGCUUAGAAUUUUUGAAGAGAUUAAAAAUUAUUCAUGGUAAACAGUUAGCAAGAGCUGACAAAACAGGACAAGGGUAA
This is a messenger RNA of Trichoplax adhaerens, 972 nucleotides long. RefSeq lists its product as uncharacterized. The coding region runs from base 1 to 972 and encodes 323 amino acids. The record is from RefSeq and is a predicted model, not a curated record. NCBI's taxonomy places the organism in Eukaryota, Metazoa, Placozoa, Uniplacotomia, Trichoplacea, Trichoplacidae. The transcript has 6 exons.